UGGGGUAGCGGCGACAGGAAGUGAGGCAAAGAAACGGGACGUUGCUCGGUGUCGAAAUAUAGCGUUUUCCCGGAGGUUGUGAACUGUAAAUACCUUCAGUCCCCGGCUUUAGUCAUACGCAACGAGCUCGGAGACCAUGUCUUACCCAGGAUAUGGCGGGCAUGGAGGUUUUAGUGGACAUAUGGCAGGAAUGGCAGGGCCAGGUGGUCCGAUGCAUGCUGCUCCACCAGGUGCAUAUCAAACUUACUCUGCGUACUCUGGUUAUCCUGCGGCUUCAGUUGAUCCAAUGUGGAGUUAUUUCACUGCAAUUGCUGGACAGGAUGGUGAAGUGGAUGCUGAAGAAUUGCAGCGAUGUUUAACUCAAUCUGGGCUGCAUGGCACCUAUAAACCUUUUAGUUUGGAGACUUGCAGAAUCAUGAUAUCCAUGUUGGAUAGAGAUAUGACUGGGAAGAUGGGCUUUAAUGAAUUUAAAGAACUGUGGGCAGCACUCAGUGGUUGGAAACAGAACUUCAUGAUGUAUGAUCAGGACAGAAGUGGGACUGUAGAGCCACUUGAACUUGGCCAGGCUAUUACAUCAAUGGGAUACAGGUUGAGUGCUCAAGCUAUAAGUGGUAUUAUAAAGCGGUACUGCAAAAAUGGGAAGACUUACUUUGAUGACUAUGUUGCCUGCUGUGUAAAGUUAAGGGCGGUUACAGAUGCUUUUAGGCGAAGAGACAGCCUCCAGCAAGGAUAUGCAAACUUCAGUUAUGAUGAUUUUAUCCAGUGUACAAUGUCCAUUUGAAUACAAAAUGGCAUCAAAUGCAAAAAAAAAACGGUCAUGGAUUAAAACCAGUGAUUUAUAUUGCUGUGAAGAUGAAUCAAGCUGACUUAAACUGCAUAAAUGUCUAGUUGUUUUGUAUAUUUUUUCUUUUUUAAUAAAAAAAAGAGAAAUUGGA
Molecule: messenger RNA, 935 nt
Organism: Hypanus sabinus (Atlantic stingray)
Lineage: Eukaryota; Metazoa; Chordata; Chondrichthyes; Myliobatiformes; Dasyatidae
Product: grancalcin-like
Exons: 8
Coding region: 137-781 (214 amino acids)
Molecular function (GO): calcium ion binding
Source: RefSeq, a predicted model, not a curated record